AGGAUGAUUCUCCUGGUUUCAGAACUAUGGACAGCGCCGAUACAUUAUCCUGGCUUUUUGUCUCAGAUCACGCGCAAGUUACAAACACGUUUUGGAAAGGGGUGAAAAAAAGCAGCAUCACAUUAUCUUGCCUUGUAGCGUCAAAAUUGAUAACAUUAUCUGGUAUAAAGCGUGAACAAACAAUAAAACAUAAAAUAGAUUUCUAAAUCAACAACAUAUUUCUAAAUCUGAUUCUAAUCAAUUAGGCUGCUGUUUUUUGCCAACACCCGUCACACGUCAGAACAAACAACUAUUAUCAAAAUUCCUCCUUUCCCUAAAUUAACUAAUGCAACAUAACGGGUCUGCAACAUCGAGAGGGUUUGCAUAAAAGAUGAAGUGCCCUUCUGCGCUCCAAAUGUCAAUCAGAGUGACGUUGGUGCUCGUCCUUUCAUCUUUAUGAGGGUGGGGGCUCGCGCUCUCAUUGACAUUCUGAAUGGAAGUCCGCGCCUUUGCUAUACAUACAAUCCAAGCACAUAAGAGAAAAACAACGCAGCAUAUAGCCGUUUAUUGAUAACAUUAUAACAAUAUUUGCAUAUGGACAGGGUGCGAAUUAUGGGGGGAGAUCUUACACAGCUAAAAGCUUUAAGAUACUUAAGGAGGUUAUGUCAAAACAAACCACUGGGGGACAUAAUCGUUGUAACGGGGUUGUUUCAGCAGGGUAAUAAACACGAACCACUGGCUGAUCAAUCGAUUUAUUACAGAUUUAGAAACCAAAUUUUGACAGAAAACUUGAUUAUUUCUUUUAAAAUUGUAAGAGGGCGCCAAAAAACAGUUGUUGCUCAAGAUUAACUCCUUCUUUAAACUGCUUUAAAAGCUGACCUCGUUGAAAGCAUGUACAGCUACUAAUUCGGAUUCCGCGUGUCCUACAGGUUGCAUGGAUGAUUUCUAAGACAUUAAUCUCUCCGGUGGUGAACUAUUAAUUCAUAUGCUCCCUCAUGCGCGUAAUGAAAUGAAUGCAAUAUUUUCAUUUUAGGUUGCACUUGACGCCGAUGCGCGUUAUCCCACAGUCCUCCCAUAAUCGGUGGGCAUCGGUGACGCGCGUCUGGGGUUCAUGUUUAUGUCUGUCAGGUUUCCGAUUGGGCGCCGUGUGGAUGUGUGAUGAGCAUCCGCGCACCGUGGGCGGGAACAGUCAUGUUUAUAUACCACAGUACGCUUGCCGCGGGCGGGAGGAGCGGAUCGAGUGCGAGAGGACGCGCGGCGCGGAGCUUGUGGAGGAGGCGCGGCUUCCACUGCCCCUCCGCCGAAACAGCUGUAUGGACGACCACCUCAGCCUCCUCCACUCGCCACCGCCUUCCUCGAGCAAGCACCGGGGCAACAACCUCGUGAACCACGGCUACACCGAAGACAUCAUGACAAUUGUUGCAUGCGACAACAUGCUGGAGGAGUCGGCGGCGCUGCCCGGGCACCACUCUCAGGAGCGCUACGAGCCAGACCACGAGUGCUGCGAGAGAGUUGUCAUCAAUAUCUCAGGCUUGCGCUUCGAGACGCAGCUCAAAACCCUGUCCCAGUUCCCCGAGACUUUACUUGGCGACCCCAAGAAGAGAAUGCGCUACUUUGACCCCCUCAGAAACGAGUAUUUCUUUGACAGGAAUCGGCCGAGCUUCGAUGCCAUCUUGUAUUAUUACCAGUCUGGGGGGCGCAUACGGAGACCCGUGAACGUUCCCAUAGACAUUUUCUCCGAGGAGAUACGCUUCUACGAGCUCGGGGAGGAGGCCAUGGAGAAAUUUCGAGAAGAUGAGGGCUUUAUAAAGGAUGAGGUGCGUCCGUUGCCCUCUAAUGAGUUUCAGCGACAGGUGUGGCUGCUGUUUGAGUACCCGGAGAGCUCGGGUCCGGCCAGGGGCAUCGCGAUAGUCUCGGUGCUGGUCAUUUUGAUAUCCAUCGUCAUCUUCUGUCUGGAAACGCUACCCGAGUUCCGGGACGACAGGGACCCGACGACGGUCGCGCCGCUGGCGAACGGAACCCUCCCGUUCUUCACCAGUCCCUUCUCUGACCCGUUCUUCGUGGUGGAGACUCUGUGCAUCAUCUGGUUCUCCUUUGAGCUGCUCGUGCGUUUCUUCGCGUGCCCCAGCAAAGCAACGUUCUCCAAGAACAUCAUGAACAUUAUUGACAUCGUGGCCAUCAUACCCUAUUUCAUCACUUUGGGGACCGAGCUCGCGGAGAGGCAAGGCAACGGCCAGCAGGCGAUGUCCUUGGCCAUUCUCCGGGUCAUCAGACUGGUGCGCGUGUUUCGGAUUUUCAAACUCUCGCGGCACUCCAAAGGGCUCCAGAUUCUGGGGCAAACACUCAAAGCCAGCAUGCGGGAGCUGGGCUUGCUGAUCUUCUUUCUCUUCAUCGGGGUCAUCUUAUUCUCGAGCGCUGUGUACUUCGCCGAGGCGGAUGAUCCCGACUCGGGCUUCAGCAGCAUCCCUGAUGCGUUCUGGUGGGCGGUGGUUACCAUGACGACCGUGGGGUACGGCGACAUGCACCCGGUCACCAUAGGCGGCAAAAUCGUCGGCUCCCUGUGUGCGAUCGCGGGCGUGUUAACCAUCGCUUUGCCAGUGCCAGUCAUCGUGUCCAACUUCAACUACUUCUACCACCGAGAGACUGAGGGCGAGGAGCAGGCGCAGUACCUCCACGUCGGCAGCUGCCAGCCUCUGUCCUCCUCCGGGGAGCUGAAGAAGACCCGGAGCACGUCCUCGCUCAGCAAGUCGGAGUACAUGGUCAUCGAGGAGGGAGCCUUCAAGCAGCCCAACUUCCCCGCUGAGAACAACCAGAACUGCGUGAACAUUAAAAAGAUGUUCACAGACGUGUAGGCUGAUGAUGGCACGCUGUGGGUUCGUGUCAUGACAGUCAAGUGCUGCUGAGUGUGUCGCCCUCCAUUUCCACGACGCAGAGGAAAUGGUUACGUGUUUAGUCUCAUGCAGUGUUUAUCACCUGUUUAAUUUGAACCAUUUUACUGUGAGGAGGAAGCCGCUAUCGGGUUUCCAUCCGUUUGCUGUCUUUAGGGUACGUUCAUUCAUAUAGGCAAUAUGUGACAUCCGUGUGGCAAGCCGUUUUAACAUCUGUUCCUUAAAACUAACUAGUACCUGAUAUUAUUUCACUAGUAAUUUUGAUUACAAUUAAGUAAUCCAGCACAGCUUUCAGUUGCUAUUUUAACAAUUUUCAGAUAUUUUAUUUAAUAACAAAUGUACUGGUAAUUUUUGUCAGGAUAUUAUUCUUUAAUUUUUAAAGAAAUUGCAUUUAAUCCUAAAACACAAUGCAAUACAUUGUGAAAUGAAAACACAAUGCAAUGUGUGUGUGUGUUUGUGUGUGUGUGUGUAUUUAUAUAUAUAUACACACACACACACACACACAAUAAUUCUUUAGUACAUUAAAACAAUAUGUCAUGCCAUAUUUUUACAGUUGGUAAUUUCAAGAAACAUGUUAAACAUUAUUUUUUCCAAGUAGAAAAUCUUAAAUAGUAUUUAAAAAAAA
This is a messenger RNA of Carassius auratus (goldfish), 3492 nucleotides long. RefSeq names its product potassium voltage-gated channel subfamily A member 2-like. Gene Ontology annotation, biological process: action potential; potassium ion transmembrane transport; protein homooligomerization. The transcript has a single exon. The record is from RefSeq and is a predicted model, not a curated record. Gene Ontology annotation, cellular component: membrane; voltage-gated potassium channel complex. Gene Ontology annotation, molecular function: delayed rectifier potassium channel activity; protein binding. Lineage: Eukaryota; Metazoa; Chordata; Actinopteri; Cypriniformes; Cyprinidae. Bases 993 to 2831 code for a protein of 612 amino acids.